Pleurotus ostreatus (oyster mushroom) is the source of this 264-nucleotide messenger RNA. RefSeq lists its product as uncharacterized. The record is from RefSeq and is a predicted model, not a curated record. The coding region runs from base 1 to 264 and encodes 87 amino acids. The transcript is spliced from 2 exons. Lineage: Eukaryota; Fungi; Basidiomycota; Agaricomycetes; Agaricales; Pleurotaceae.
AUGGCACCUACGGAAACCGAGCAUGUCCUCAACGAUGACGAGGAAGCAUGGCUAGAAAACAGACGUCAGGCAAGUGUCUCGGGAUGUCCAAAACCGCGACGAACGCACCAAUCGACACCAAAAGAGGAGUCGCACAACCUCGGAGGCCAGCGUGAAGGACGAGGACUAGGCAGAAGCAGGAGAACGCAGCGGGAGGAGACAACGACAACAAGCACCGCUGCGCGGCUGAAGUUCCUCAUCGCCAGCGUGACGCUCGUCCUGUGA